This is a messenger RNA of Dacryopinax primogenitus, 770 nucleotides long. RefSeq lists its product as uncharacterized. The record is from RefSeq and is a predicted model, not a curated record. Lineage: Eukaryota; Fungi; Basidiomycota; Dacrymycetes; Dacrymycetales; Dacrymycetaceae. Bases 1 to 549 code for a protein of 182 amino acids. The transcript has 2 exons.
AUGGCUCUUCCUCCCGUGGGAGAAUACGCAUUUGCGUACGAUAUUGGCACCCGCGCGCUGGAGGACGAUCCUCCCAACGGUUACGGCCUAUAUAGAAGCUCGAUCUAUCUACAGAUACGACGUGCCGCGACGGCGCUGGGCUACCGCCGAGAGCAAUACUCUAUCUGGCAGGCUGUCAAGCCUGCCGCUGUUGUCUACGCGGAGUUCGUCAACCUUCUCUCCCAGGUCCAGCCAGCCGGUGUACUUCCCGCAUGUCUGCGCCGAGCUGAAAUCCUUCAUAUCCCGGAUCAAGUAAAGAUGAUUCUCAACCAGCAGAUGCGCCUCAGUGGUAUCUAUUCACCAUGGUGUGCGGGACCGACUCCUGCGGCUCUGGUGCCUCCAGGGAUGGGCGGCCCAUUCCCGCCCGUCCCACUGCCUGGCGUCGUACUCCCUGCGAUGCCAAAUAUGCAACCCAUCGCUCCGUGGCCCAAUCAGGGUCGACAGGACACCUUAUUUCAGGGCAUGCGGCCCUCCCAGGGGACAUGGAACACUGCCAAUUAUCGAGCCUGAGAUUGCUGGUACGAGUUCGAUUGUGGUCGAAACAACUCACUGGUUUCCGCCAGAUGGGUGAGUGCAAGUGAUGCGGGUGGUGCGGGCGGAAGAACAUUUGACUGCGUUCUGAGUACGGCUCUCCUUUUACAGUUCACUGCAUGGUACGUUAUGAACGUAGGUGGGGUUGAGGGACAUGCUGUAUUUUGGACGAAGUUUCUGUACGGAAUGGAAUGUGGUAA